Messenger RNA from Closterium sp. Yama58-4, 2007 nucleotides. The record is from the annotation of a GenBank genome assembly. NCBI's taxonomy places the organism in Eukaryota, Viridiplantae, Streptophyta, Zygnematophyceae, Desmidiales, Closteriaceae.
AUGGAGGCGUCUUGUUUAGCGAGCAGGAGUUGCGUCGCUCUCACAUACGAACCGUGCCGUAGGCUAGAUGGUUCGUUUUCUCGUUCUCGGAGUCUUAGACCCGUCUGGGUUCUCCGUGCCGCGCAUCACGACGGCGGAAAGCGCGCGACGCCCCAUACACGCCGUGAUUCCGCCAUUGCGGGAGCGGCGGACUCCGCAAGGCGACGGUCCGCGCGCGCCAAGAUCUUGUGGGGCCGACCGAAACCCAGCGAAGCCGGCGGAAGGCGGCGCACUAGCAGCGCCGCAACUGGCGGCGGAGGCAGGGCGCUUAGUCCGAGCCGCGGCAGGGUCGAGUAUCCGGACGGCGGCGUUUUCAGCGUGGACGGCGAGGAUGACGAGGACAGCGUCUUUCACUCCGUUGUCAUUCCCAGCCCUCGCGCGACGCUCGACACGCUCCAUCUCGCCGCGUCUGCCGCCGCAAGCGCCGCUGCCAGCCCUUCACCCGCGUCGCCCUCAUUAGCAGAACCGCCACGACCGGACUCGUCGGCGCAAGCUGCGGGUACUGCCUCUGCUGCUGCCGCUCCUCCUCCGCCGUCCACGUCAACCGCGCCUGCCACGUCAGCCACGUCUGUUGGCUCCGCUGGCCAUUCCCGGGGCGCUGUGGGCAAGAAAAAAAGCCGCCUGGCGAAAGGCAAGGCCGCCGUUUCAGGAGGGACGGGCGGGACGGGCGGCGGCGGCAACGGCGGCCCGUUUAGCGAGCGACCCGUGAUUGACGAGAUCAAGAAGGUGGUGCCUGGUGGCGGCGACGAGCCUCACUACCGGCAUAGCCCGCAGGAAUACGAGAUCUGGCAUAUUGACGACGAGGGGAAGCGGGUCUUGGAGAAGCUCGGUCAGAAAGCUACUGCAGCGGAAGGGCAGGCUGUGAACGGGCAGGGUAACAAGCAGAGAGUGAAGGAUCAGGCGGCGUCCGCUGCGGCGGCGCGACCGGCGCUGCAGCAGGAGCUGAUGACACUGGCCAAGGAACCCGUCUACCAGGUGCUGGAGGUGAACGGACGCGGUGACGUGUGGCAACGGGAAGUGAGCCGACGACAGCUGCUGAAGCUCAGUGGGCUGACCCAGCGGGACGUGCGGCGCAUAGACCCCUCGCUCUGGGUCACCAACUCCAUGCCCGCCAUCCUCGUGCGCGACAGCGCCAUACUGCUGAACCUGGGGUCACUGCGAGCCAUCUCCACCGCCCACACCGUCCUCAUAUUCGACUACAACAGUGUGGGAGCGCAGUCGUUCGUGGAGGUGCUGCUGGAGCGCCUGCGCCUCGAUGCAGACGUGUCCAUCAGUGGCGGGCCCGCCGUGCCCUUUGAACUCGAGGUGGUGGAAUCAGCCCUCAUCUCCCGCACCCAGCGCCUGGAAUCCGCUCUCAUGGAUAUCGAACCGCGCGUGCUGUCCCUCCUCGAGGUCCUCCCCAACCGCCUGACAGCCGAUAACCUGGAGGAGCUGCGGCUGAGCAAGCAGGCGCUGGUGGAGCUGGGGUCCAAGGCGGGCGCGCUGAGGCAGAUGCUGCUGGAGCUGCUGGAACACACCAAUGAGCUCAGGCGCAUCACGGCUAUUGAUAGGCAGUGCCGGGUUAAUAAGGACGGCGCGUUCGAGUGCCCCACCGCUGCUGACACUCUGCUGGCUGAAGAGGAGGAGCAGGAGAUAGAGAUGGUGUUUGAGUACUAUCUACAGAGGUGUGAGUCGUGCCACGGGCAGUCGGAGAAGCUACUGGACUCGGCCAAGGAGAUGGAGGACUCCAUCGCCGUCAACCUCAGUUCACGGCGCUUGGAGGUGGGGCGGUUGGAGCUGCUGCUGCAGGUGGGCACCUUCGCUGCAGCGUUGGGAGCACUCAUCGCAGGUAUCUUUGGCAUGAACCUGCGCAAUCGCCUCGAGGAGAGCGCGCUUGCCUUCUGGACAGCCACAUUCGGCAUAGUGUUUGGCGGCGUGUUGCUCUUCCUGGCCAUGCUUGCUUACCUCAAGCACCGCCGCAUUCUCUGA